AUGUCUGUUUUCGCGUUCAAAUUUACCUCAAACACGUCACCCCCUCUCGAGCGCGCUAAUUCCGACGGAUCUGACACGACCAGUUCAACAUCCUUGCACCGGCGCGCUAAUUCCGACGCGUCGGACACGUUUAAUUCGACAAUCUUUCCUGAGUGCGCUAUUUCUGAUGCAGCUGACGUGUUUACUUUGACGAUGGGCCAUGGGUGCGUUAUUCCUCUCCCGCAUUCGACGACGACCUUCCAUAUUCCAAAUUAUGAUCCAGGCCUUGCCUUCAUUGAGGAACCGCAUUCCACGCCUGUCAAUCAGUUGAUCGGGACCUUCGAAUAUGAUCGAGAGAAUGGGUACGACUUGCAGUGGGACUCAUGGGCUGAAAUGGAGUCGUUUGUGUGUGCGGAGGAAGAAAGGAAGAACAUAGAGCUUGUUAGAAAAGAGAUAUGGCGUAACAAGAGGCCUAACAAGCGAUGGGUCGAGACCCACUACUUCGUUUGUGCACGCCAGGGAGCCGGUGGAGCCAGCAAGUACACAAAGAAGAAGCCUGGGUGGACGCGCAGUGUGCCACUCAAGCGCACUCGCUGUGACUGUCGUCUCACUGUAAAGACCUACCCAGGAAUGAGUGUUGUUCUUGGAGCGUAUCAAUCCGAGCACAUGCACAUGAUUGGGCAAGAAAACGCGUGCUUCACGCGUCUUCCAGACGCGGCACGCACAGAAAUUGAGAGAGGUUUGACUUUGAAGAAACUUUGGGCAAUGGCAUUACCACCCAGUGCUGCUCUAUCACUUCAGUCACCCACUACCAACUGA
Molecule: messenger RNA, 798 nt
Organism: Laccaria bicolor S238N-H82
Lineage: Eukaryota; Fungi; Basidiomycota; Agaricomycetes; Agaricales; Hydnangiaceae
Exons: 3
Coding region: 1-798 (265 amino acids)
Source: RefSeq, a predicted model, not a curated record